AUGGAUAUUGUGAAGGAGGAAAUAGUGGACAAAUUGCUGUGUGUGUCAUGUUUAUGUGUCGGCCGGACCUUGCACAAGAUCACGGACCAGAAAAUCCAGCAGUUUUAUUUAGACACUCUUAAUGAAAUUCCAUUAUGCAACAUUCUCCAAUCUUGCCCGAGCAUCUGCUGGGAGUGCUCAGCAUUGCUGAACAAAGCUGUAUCCUUCAGAGAACAGGUCAAAGACUCUUACAGGAUACUACAGACGUACACUAGUGAGAAUCUACACGAAUGCCUCCUAACGGAUAUCACACGUCCGCCUCGUCUUAAAUUGCACCGUAAUGAACCAAUUGAGAUAAUACCUGAAUAUGAACAACCACAAAAAUAUGAAAUUCAUAUAGAUAAUGAAGUUCAGAAGGUUGAAGGGCGACAAAUUAAACGCAAAAGUUUUGAAGUUAAUAUUGAAGAUGCGAAACCUGAAGUACAGUCAGUGUUUGUGAAGGAGGAGUUGAAAGAUGAAUGGGAUGCUGAUAAUUCCGCUGUAAACGCGGCACACUCCGACGACGAUCAAACAGAGAUGUCUACAAGAGAGAUAGAGACAGAAAUACAAUCAUUAAUAAACAAAAAGGAGAAGAAAAAACGAAAGAAACCAAUUGAGAAUAAAAUGAAAAGAACUAAGAAAAUUGUUAAGAGUUUGAAGACUGAAAAUAAGGUACAGAAGCAGAUACAGAAACGGACAAAUACUAAUGAUAAAAAAAUUAUAAUAUUGGAGCUAUCGUACGAAGAGAUGCUGUCAGAGAGAGCAAAGGAAGCUGCUAAGGAGAGCUAUAUCAGAGCCGAGUACAAGUGUGAAACGUGCAUUAUGGGAUUUAACUAUAGCAGAUCUUACAAAGCGCAUAUUAUAGCGAAACAUUCCGCGAAUUCUGGUGAAUACAUCUGUCCAAUAUGCAAGACGAUUAUCGCAACCUACGAGUCUUUCACGUCGCAUUACAAAAGGCAUACGAGAAGGUACGAAUGCAGUAUCUGCCAUAAACGCACAAUGGACUUCAGGGUGAUGCAGCAGCAUUAUUACAGCACACAUGAGAUUACGCUUAAACAGUAUACUUGCAAUAUUUGCGGGUACAACUCCAAUUCAAUAGACAGCCACCGCUACCACAAGGACACGCACAAAGCAAGAGUACAGUGUCCAGAGUGUGAUAAGACCUUUAGCCAUCGAGCUGGACUCAUGAAUCAUCGAUUAGCGGUACACGAGUACAAUAAUGACUUCCCCUGCACGAUAUGUGACAAAGUAUUCAAAUGGAGGACCAGUUUAAAAAGGCAUCUCGAAAAGCAUGAAGCCAAGGACAAGCAACCAACACCAGCAGCGCACUGUUCUUCGUGCAGCAUCAGUUUCUCAUCAGUGUCUUCGUACCAGAGGCAUUUAAAAAACAGUCUGAAACACGUCACUCCAGCUGAUCUCAAGUAUACCUGCGACCACUGCAAACGCCGGUUCGCAGACAAAACGAAGCUGCGGGAUCAUAUUGAAGAGAAGCAUUUGCACAAAUCUUUUCACUGCCAUAUUUGUUUGAAGCCAUCCAAAAACAGAGUCGGUCUGGAUCAGCACAUAAGAAAUGUACACAGGGGUAGACCAAACAAUAAGAUGUGCCAUCAUUGCGGAAAAGGCUUUCCGGUAAGUCGUUUGCGACAAUUUAAACACUCAUUAUAA
Hyposmocoma kahamanoa is the source of this 1683-nucleotide messenger RNA. Its product is annotated as zinc finger protein 583-like. Gene Ontology annotation, molecular function: RNA polymerase II cis-regulatory region sequence-specific DNA binding; zinc ion binding; DNA-binding transcription factor activity. NCBI's taxonomy places the organism in Eukaryota, Metazoa, Arthropoda, Insecta, Lepidoptera, Cosmopterigidae. The record is from RefSeq and is a predicted model, not a curated record. The transcript has 12 exons. Gene Ontology annotation, cellular component: nucleus. The coding region runs from base 1 to 1683 and encodes 560 amino acids. Gene Ontology annotation, biological process: regulation of transcription by RNA polymerase II.